UUUGGAGUUUGGACAUACUCUCACCGAUCGCCGUUAUCUCUCUGACGUGUUUACGACUUGCCAAUUUUAUCUUGUUAAAUGCUAUAUUUCUAUUAUUUAUGUCCCCGAAUCAUCUGUGAUCUGUCUCCCCUCCCACAUUUUACUCUCGAUAACCAGAUCGAAGUGCUCUUAUCGCCCGCCAUCCACGAACUCAAAGCUCCGGAGAUAAACAUCAGGUAUUUUGGAUUUUCGUAAGAUGGAAGUUACAGGGGGCUAAACCUUCUGAAAUUCUAUGGCCUUGACUGUUAUUGGGGCAAUGUUUGGUGGAAGGAACAAUUCAUACAGGAAACUCAAGUUUAUUCCCAAUAGUUCAAUAGAGAGAAGGUCCUCUAGGAGCAGAAGCUCUGACAUGGCAUCUAAACCUGAACAUACAAAACCUAGAAAGUCCUCGUUGUUCACAGUUCAAAUCCUUCCAACCGCAACAUUUUUCAUGCCUUGGUCUCUUAAAAUCCCUAUAGGUGAUGGAUACCAUGAAUUCCUCUAGUUACGUCUAAACAAUCUGAAUCUUAUUUCUGAUCAUUAUUAUAGGGGCAACUUUGAUGUCAUAUGGGAGAUUUGAACAUCUCUUGUGAUUCUUGAAUUGCUCAAUUUUGAGAAUGCCUAGUUUUGUGAGUGGAAAGAAGCGGAACACAGAAUCAGAAAUGUGUUUCUCCACAACAGUCCAGAAAGACCACCAAACACCUUUGAAAAAUAAUCUCCAUUUAACCUCACAGGCACGCAAUGAUAUUUAUAAUCCCAUUUUACCUGGGCUGCCUGAUGAUGUGGCAAAGUACUGCCUUGCACUUGUUCCCCGCAGCAAGUUUCCUACCAUGGGUGCUGUAUGCAAGCGAUGGAGGUCAUUCAUCCAAAGCAAGGAAUUCAUUACAGUGAGGAAACAGGCAGGAAGGCUUGAGGAGUGGCUAUAUGUCUUAACAGGUGAUGCAGAAGGAAAGGGGAGCCAUUGGGAGGUCUUGGGUUGUUUGGGACAUGAACACCUGCUUCUUCCUCCAAUGCCUGGUCCAUUGCAAGCUGGAUUUGGGGUGGUUGUCUUAAACGGAAAGCUGCUGGUUAUGGCAGGUUAUUUGGUGGAUGAAGGGGCCGGAUGCGUCUCUUCAGAUGUUUACCAAUAUGAUUCUUGCCUCAACAGGUGGAGCGCAUUAGCAAAAAUGAAUGUGGCACGCUAUGACUUCGCUUGUGCUGAAGUUGAUGGGAUGGUGUAUGCAGUAGGGGGUUAUGGGGCCGAUGGUGAGAGCCUUUCUAGUGCUGAGGUUUAUGACCCUGACAAGAACGAGUGGGAGCUAAUAGAGAGUCUUCGCCGCCCCAGGUGGGGCUGCUUUGCCUGUGGGUUUGAGGGGAAACUGUAUGUCAUGGGCGGGCGGUCGAGCUUCACAAUUGGAAACUCAAGGUUUGUGGAUGUUUACAACCCUGAGCACCACACCUGGUGUGAGAUGAAGAAUGGAUGCGUCAUGGUCACAGCCCAUGCUGUGCUGGGCAAGAAGCUUUUUUGCAUGGAGUGGAAGAACCAGCGAAAAUUGGCCAUCUUCAACCCUGCUGACAAUUCGUGGAAGAUGGUCCCUGUUCCAUUGACAGGAAGCUCAAGGAUUGGUUUUCGGUUUGGGAUACUGGAUGGAAAGCUGCUGCUCUUCUCCUUGGAGGAGGAACCUGAGUACAGAACCCUGUUGUAUGAUCCAGAUGCUGCACCAGGUUCGGAGUGGCAGACCUCAGAAAUCAAGCCAUCGGGUGUGUGUUUGUGCAGUGUGACAAUCAAGGCAUGAAGGGGCGUGUAAGCCCAUAGUCUAAAUAUUUAUUAGUAUUAGUAAUGCAAGUCCAAGUUUGCUGGAAUCUCUUUCAUUUCCUGACCUAAUUAAGACAUCAUUGUGGAUUGACGGUUAAUGCUUUGUUUGGUCUGGCUUAUUAUGCAUUAGGGAAUCAUGUUCCUGGUGUGGAGUUCGUUUGGGUCCAACGCCCAACAUCUCAAUCAAUCAAGCCUUCUGUUGUGAUAACUAUUUUUGGAUGAGAAAUGGGUGAAAAUUCCAGUCUAUUUAUGCCAAACAGACAUUGAAAAAGUUAGUUA
Nelumbo nucifera (sacred lotus) is the source of this 2092-nucleotide messenger RNA. Its product is annotated as Galactose oxidase/kelch repeat superfamily protein. Gene Ontology annotation, molecular function: protein binding. NCBI's taxonomy places the organism in Eukaryota, Viridiplantae, Streptophyta, Magnoliopsida, Proteales, Nelumbonaceae. The record is from RefSeq and is a predicted model, not a curated record.